This is a messenger RNA of Neurospora tetrasperma FGSC 2508, 920 nucleotides long. RefSeq lists its product as uncharacterized. The transcript is spliced from 2 exons. The coding region runs from base 57 to 800 and encodes 247 amino acids. NCBI's taxonomy places the organism in Eukaryota, Fungi, Ascomycota, Sordariomycetes, Sordariales, Sordariaceae. The record is from RefSeq and is a predicted model, not a curated record.
GGCAGUUCAAACAAGGGGACCUCGAUGAAAAAAAAAACCAAAAAUAAAUACACACAAUGAGCUCCCCAAAUUCAAUUGCUACCGCCAUUCUCGCAAACACCGGACAAUCACGGAACGAUUACUACGGUGGUGGCCUCGGUUUAGAAACCCCCUUGACAGGACGCUCACUCCUCAGCGUUAGCAUCGGCAACACCACGGAAUCUAUGGCUUCAUCCAUCGUCAGCCCUCGAACCCGAGGUCGAUGGGACCGACGAAUCAGCGACGUCGAAUCCGCCAGCAUGUACAGUCCUACAGCAGCAGCAGCACCACCAGCGCCACCAUCAUCUUCAUGGCUCACAGACGACGAUGACGAAGCCUCAGUCCGCUCAGGAGGACUCGACACCCGCCCCUUUCCAUCUUUCGGCCCAUCUUCGUCCAUAGCGCCUGACUCAUCCUUCUACAGCCAAAUCGGACGGUUUCAGGGUGUCCGGAACAGCGUCUCGCUUCCCCAACCAUGGCGAAGACGGAAAGAAUCUACAACUACGGGGUCUUAUACCACGUCAACUGAUAGUGACGACGAGGACGAGGACGACGAGGACGAAGACGCGUCAACCAUUAGUGGUAGCCGGCAUGAAGGACAACAAGAACAAGAACAAGAACAAGACGCCGCCGCCACCUCCGCCGCCGUUGAUCUUUUCUCUCAGCACCAGUUCAUCAUGCCCAAGCCUGAUGAGACUACUCCCCUGAUAGCAGCUGAUGAGGAAAACAAUUUGUGUUUUGGUGGUGGUGGUUACGAUGAGGCCUCCGCCUGCGUCAAGUGAGGGGAGGGAAGAGUGAAGAGGAUGACGAUGACUGGCAACGAAGUUCAUGAGGGUAGACGGCGGACGGGAUAGAGAAUAGAGGAUGGAAUAGAGGAUAGAUAUAGGCAAGGCGUUGGAGGG